AUGAGCGAUGGGGCCCGAAAUGUCAAGAAGCUUUCCAUCGACGCAGAGCCAAUCCAGGCAAGCUCGAGGAGCCCGCGAUGCCUCCUCAUUGGGAACGCACCGCCCAAGUUCGUAACAGACCUCUCCUCGUCGCUGCUAGGGCAUGUCAUCCUGCCUCUGACGCUCCGCUCUUCAUCCCUGCAGACAACCAACGACCCUCCACCAGACGACAAUCCAUGGGGAGGCGCCGAAUUGUGGAUGGCAUCCCCCAGUGCCAACGGUCUAUUCCUCUUCGGGGGCACACCUGGUUCAGUCUUGACCACCAUCAUGCUGCUCCGUCCCAUCCAAUGCGCGAGCGAGAGCAAGACGGGGAGAGAGAGAGAGAAAAUGAGCAGAUCACGCCGCCGCCGUCUCCGUGGGACAUUUGCAUCGUGGCAGACGCGCGUGGAAUAUCAUCGUGCGCCGACGUGCAGCGCCGCAUCGUCCACUCUACCAACUAACAACCCAUGCCGUCUCCAGACCCUUCUCUCUCUCUCCAUACGCCGGGCCUCUUUUCCAUCGUCCCACGUCCUCGACCCCGAUGCCAUGCCUCAACUCUAA
Messenger RNA from Colletotrichum orchidophilum, 579 nucleotides. RefSeq lists its product as uncharacterized. Bases 1 to 579 code for a protein of 192 amino acids. The record is from RefSeq and is a predicted model, not a curated record. Lineage: Eukaryota; Fungi; Ascomycota; Sordariomycetes; Glomerellales; Glomerellaceae. The transcript is spliced from 3 exons.